Molecule: messenger RNA, 984 nt
Organism: Lentinula edodes (shiitake mushroom)
Lineage: Eukaryota; Fungi; Basidiomycota; Agaricomycetes; Agaricales; Omphalotaceae
Exons: 1
Coding region: 1-984 (327 amino acids)
Source: RefSeq, a predicted model, not a curated record
AUGACCAGUCGACUUCCCCCUGAAAUUUAUCACCUCUUCAUCGACGAGUUGGCAGAUUCACCCCAGCUUCUCAAAUCAUUUUCCUUCGUGUCGCACGUCUGGUUAUCUAGAUGCCGCACACACCUUUUUAAACAGUUUAGUCUGCACUGUAUGCCUUCAGCUGUGCAUGAUGCUGUCGAGGAGUAUUCAGAGUGUUGGUACCCAGCGAAUUCUUUUCCGGCCGAUGACCCUGGUGCCGCAGUAACUGGUUCAGAAGGAUAUUGUUCUCUGAAAUCACUUCUGAAAGUCCAACAAAUCCAACAAUCCAUACGGGAACUAUCAUUGAUCGAAGGAAACACGGUAGAUUGUAAUCGCUACAAGAAGCUUGAUUUUGGAAUGUGCUUAUCGGAGUUGGCAACCAACAUACAGUUUCCAAACCUCAACGCCCUCGCUGUCUCGUUCAAUGGACCCGGAUCACGGGAGUAUUGCUUAGGUGUCACCGCGGUAGGGGAGCUCAUGCGUAUCCAUUCGAAGCUGGAACACCUUGGCAUAUCCUCCCUUUAUCUUGACACUCACUGUUUGCAAAACCUUCUCUCCUCUAUGAGGGUCUGCGCCCAAUUGUCAAGUAUUACACUCGAAUGCAUCACUUGCGCAGCUGGUACAGAGUCUUUGAUUUCUCGCGACUCUUCUUUAGCGUUGGAAGAGAACACCGCAGCAUUACCCCAGUGGUCUCGUGCACCGAUUCAGAGGCUCUCUUUGUCCGACGUUGGUCUUAGUUUGGUCGAAGUUUUGUUUUCUCCAACAAAACCGACCAUAUUCCAGAUAGAACUGAAGUCACUGGCCAUUGAUUGUUCGAAUCUGGACAGUAAUCACGGAACGAUGGAAGGGAGCGUAGGAUUUAGGUUGAUAGACCGUCAUGCGUCCAGUCUACAACACCUCUUACUGAAACAUCCAAAAGCAAUUAAUCAUGGUCUGUACCUUGUGCAAUUUCAUAGACCCACCUGA